This is a messenger RNA of Striga hermonthica, 750 nucleotides long. Lineage: Eukaryota; Viridiplantae; Streptophyta; Magnoliopsida; Lamiales; Orobanchaceae. The record is from the annotation of a GenBank genome assembly.
AUGAGCCAUAUCUGGAGGCUCAGCCAACCGAUGGAGAUAAAAGAAUUGGGGACAAAUUAUUACCAAUUCAUCUUUCAAAGCAAUGAGGACAAGGAUAAAGUGGCAAGAGGAAUCAACUGGACUUACGAUAACCAAUACCUCAUCUUGUCUGAAUGGAAGAGGGGCCUGAUGAUCAAUCACUCCACCUUCAAAGAACUCAACCUCUGGGUAAACAAUGUUGUUAUUGUUGGAGCAGGCAGCCACGGUGGGAAAAUUAUGAGACGGUUGGUUACAGUGGAUCUUCAAGAGCCAUUACCUCGGUACACACAUCUCAGGCUAGAGGAUCAAACGGUUAAUGUGGGUUUCAAGUACGAAAAAUUAAAGAACCACUGUCACUAUUACGGAUUCAUUGGCCACUUGGAUAGGGCUUGCUCAGUCAGAUUAGACGAUAUUAAAUCUCGGUCUCUUCACGAGGGACAAUACGGAGCAUGGAUGAGAGCCCCUGAAUACAAUCGAUGGGCAGGUCAUCAUUCCUCAGGUUCCCAGAGCCCUUCUCACAAUGAUAGUCCAGCUUCUCCGGUGCACUCAGAAUCUCAAACCCCUAUCACCAAAUCUCAUGGACAUGACAGUAACAAAAUCCUUUCCAUAGAAGGCUCUCCUUCUCAGCUCAAUAAACAAGACUCUGAAGCAUCCCCCUCGCAAUUAGUCAAGGCUAUUGCUCAUAUUAUCCCUCACCAGCAAGCAGAAAAUCCUCUUCCUGCAAAGGAUUAA